UGGACUGAAAUUUGAUACAGACAGUGAAGGUUGUGAAAUGAGCUUUACCGCAAGGAAAAGACAAGAAGAUGAAGAGAAUUGUGCUGUCCUCUGGCAGAACUUGACGAUAGACAGAAAAGAUUUGUUUACCUGACGGGCAGUAUCAUGUCAGGUAAUAAUCUACAGAAGUCUACAGAUCUGCCAGACUCUUCAGAAGCAACUCAAACCAUCCUUAUAAGAACAAAGAAACUGUUUAUUACUGGCUUGUCGUUUUAUACGUCAGAGAAGACUCUACGAGCAGCAUUUGAAGGCUUUGGUGAGCUUGUUGAAGUUAAAAUUAUAAUGGACAAAAUUUCUAAAAGAUCCAAAGGCUACGCAUUUAUAGAAUACACUACAGAGGAGGCUGCUAGUGCAGCACUCAAAGAAAUGAAUGGCAAGAUCAUUAAUGGGUGGAUGAUAGUGGUUGAUGUUGCCAAAAGUAACCCACCAAGAUACAGCAGAGGCAGUCCCACAUAGGAAUUCUUGUGAGAGAGAGAGAGAGUAUGUAGCCACUGCCAUCAAAGUAAGGCAAGAAUUUCAUGCUAUUGCGCUCAAGGUGUUGGGCUAUUCUGCAAACCAGGCACUUCAAUUUUGUACAUUGAGUACCUGCAAGAGAUCUUGUUUGCCAAUCAGUAGGAUUGUGAAAAGACUGUUGCAUCAGCAUUGUGGGAUAAAAAUGUAGUAUGCAUCAAUCAAUACUAUUUUUUUUUAAUUGUAAAUUCAAGAAAGCUCAGACAGUUUAUGAAAACAAAAACGAUUAUCAUGUAAAGUGCAUCUAAGAGAAAAACUUGGGUUUGAGACAUUUGAAUUGCCAAAUUUUAAACCACUCUUUCUAGGUUUGUUUCAUGUGUAACUUUUCUAGCGGUUUCUUUUUGAUCAUUUGAUCCUUGCUGGAAAGAAAGACAUGUAUAUUGCCAUUAUGAGAGAAUUUGAAUGGAAAUGACAUCACUGUUAAAUAGUGAUACUUUUUUU
This is a messenger RNA of Corylus avellana, 990 nucleotides long. The record is from RefSeq and is a predicted model, not a curated record. Lineage: Eukaryota; Viridiplantae; Streptophyta; Magnoliopsida; Fagales; Betulaceae.